AUGAACGAUAAUGGAAAUUUUCAAUUGUUAGACCAAAAUUUUGCCUCAGUAUGGGAGAGUUUCGAUCAUCCAACUGACACAUUGGUGCCUACUCAAGUAAUGGAGUUAAAUGGCUAUCUUUCUUCUCGACAAGGAGAGUUCAACUUCUCAGGUGGAAGGUUCAAACUUCAUCUACAAGAGGAUGGCAAUGCAGUGCUCAACCUUAUAAAUUUGGCCACCAGGUAUAGUUACGAGCCUUACUAUGUUAUUGGCACUGCUGACGCUGAGAACCAAACAGAUGCUGGCAUGAAAUUGAUAUUUGACAAAUCUGGUUUAUUAUACGUAGAGAAAAAAAGUGGGGAGAAAUUUAAUAUCACCGAGCCAAAUGAGAGGGUCUCUACUGAUGACUUCUAUUAUAGAGCAACUAUCAAUUACGAUGGAGUUUUUACCAUAUCAUAUCACCCCAAAGAUCCAAAAGAUGGACAAGGAUGGAUCACUGCAGACACUAUACCAGAAAAUAUUUGUUUGAAUUCAACGUUCACCAGUGGUGAAGGUGUUUGUGGGUUUAAUAGCAUAUGCACCCUCAAUGAUAACCAAAGGCCAAAAUGUAACUGCCCAGAGGGAUAUUCUCUUACAGAUUCAAAUAACAUGUAUGGUGGAUGUAUUCCAAAUUUCCAAGUUAUUUGUCAAGCAGGUGGGCAUCGGGGUUCACAUGAUGAUCUAUACAUAAUGAAGGAAUUGUCUAACAUUGAUUGGCCUAAAUCUGAUUAUGAAAGACUAAGUCCUUGUAGUCUACAAGAAUGCACAAAUUCUUGUUUGCGAGAUUGCUUAUGUGUGUUAGUUGCUUUCAAUGGAAGUACUUGUUUGAAGAAGAAGCUGCCACUUACAAAUGGGAGAAGAGAUCAGAGACAAAAUGGAACUUCUGUCAUGAAAUUGAUGAAAAAUGAUGAUUCUCUCACUUCUUUACCAAAUCCAAAUGAGAAGAAUGAUCAUGAGGCCUUGAUCAUUGUAAUAUCAGUUCUUUUGGGCAGCUCUGUGUUGGUCAUCUUAAUGUUGGUUGGUACAAUAUGUUUUGGAUUCUCUUGCAAUCGCAAGAAAAUCCGUAGUAGAACUGGUGGAAGUUUUGUUGACAAAAAUUUGCGCAAUUUUACCUUCAAGGAACUUGUAGAAGCAACAGGAAAUUUUAGAGAAGAAUUGGGAAGGGGAUCUUUUAGCAUUGUGUACAAAGGAACAACAGAGACGACUAGUGUGGCUAUUAAAAAAUUAGACAAGUUGUCUCAAGAUAAUGACAAUGAAUUUCAAACCGAAGUGAAUGUGAUAGGCCAAACUCAUCAUAGGAACCUAGUUCGUUUACUUGGAUAUUGCAAUGAAGGACAACAUCGGAUUCUGGUAUAUGAAUUUAUGAGUAAUGGAACUUUGGCAAACUUCCUUUUCACCCCUUUGAAACCAAACUGGAAUCAACGGUUCCACAUUGCCCUUGGGAUUGCAAGAGGUCUUGUUUACUUGCAUGAGGAAUGUUCCACCCAAAUCAUCCAUUGUGACAUAAAGCCACAAAAUAUACUUCUUGAUGAUCAAUAUAAUGCCAGAAUUUCGGAUUUUGGGUUAGCAAAGUUAUUAUUGAUUAAUCAGAGCCACACUGAAACUAGAAUUAGAGGCACCAAAGGGUAUGUUGCACCGGAUUGGUUUAGAAGUGCACCAAUCACUGCUAAAGUUGACACUUACAGUUUUGGUGUGAUGUUACUAGAGAUUAUUUGCUGUAGGAGGAAUGUAGAAAAGGAGUUUGUUGAUGAAGAUAAAGGGAUAUUAACUGAUUGGGUCUAUGAUUGCUAUAAGACUAAAAGACUAGACAUCCUUCUAGAAAAUGAUUUUGAAGCUAUCAAUGCAAUGAAAAGCUUCGAAAAACUUGUCAUGAUUGCUAUUUGGUGCAUUCAAGAAGAUCCUUCUCUUAGGCCGACAAUGAAGAGGGUUUUGUUGAUGCUAGAAGGAAUUAUUGAAGUUUCAAUGCCUCCAAAUCCCUACCUUCACAGUUCUAGACUCUUCCACAUGGUUCGCCCAACAUUGUUCUUUCCAUUUUUGUUAUCGCUACUUCAUAUAUCCGUAUCAGGUGUGGUUUCAAAUAAAUCCAUCACUCUGGUUAACCAAUGCAACUACACAGUGUGGCCAGCUUCAUAUGCGUUCAGGGGAAGCGCCGGUCUUUCAACCACCGGCUUCACUUUAAAAGCGGGCGAGUCUUCCACCGUAACGGCACCAGACACAUGGAACGGCCGUUUCUGGUGCCGCACACUCUGCACCACCGACUCCGCCACCGGAAAUUACUCCUGCGCAACCGGCGAUUGCAACUCCGGCCAGGUGUCCUGCGGCGGCAACCCACCCAAGCUUCCUGCCACGGCGGCAAUGUUCAAUUUAAGCGCAGACGGCGUUGAUUUCUUUGGUAUCGACUUGACACACGGCUACAACGUUCCAAUGCAAGUGGUUCCGUUUGCGGGUUGGAACGGUAACUGCAGAAGCAUGAGUUGCAUUUCCACUGCAGAUUUGAAUGCCACGUGUCCCCCGGAACUAAAGGUUGUUACUGAUAAGGGAGUAGUGGUUGGGUGCCAAAGCGCGUGCGGCGCGUUCAAGUCGGCGCAGUAUUGCUGCAGUGGCGAUUCUUCCACAAAGAACACUUGCAAUGCUACUAAUUACUCUCUUAUCUUCAAGAGGGCAUGCCCAGAAGCUCUGACCUACUGGUUUGAUGAUAGAUCCGACAAUUUUACAUGUUCAUCAUCAACAAAUGCAGGUUUCAACGUCAUCUUUUGUCCCGCAGAUAACUCCAGCUUAGGAUCGCUAGCCAAGAGUGUCAGAGUUGGUGAUUCACUUACUGCUAGCAAUGGGGGCAAUGGGACGACUGGGUGGCUAUCUCCUUCAGGCGAUUUUGCAUUUGGGUUUUACCAACUUCCUAAUAUGGUUUUCUUGUUGGCUGUAUGGUAUGACAAGAUACCUAACAAGACUAUCAUUUGGUAUGCAAAUGGUGACAACCCUGCUCCUAUAGGAUCAAGAUUGGAACUAACUGACUCCCUUGGGCUAGUGCUUAGGAACCCUCAAGGUUCAGAGUUAUGGAAAUCAGGUUCUACAUCAAGUACAAUUUAUAAUGGUCUAAUGAAUGAUAGUGGAAAUUUUCAACUGUUAGACCAAAAUUUUGUGCCAUUAUGGGAUAGUUUUAAUCAUCCAACUGACACAUUGCUGCCUACUCAAGUAAUGAACUUAAAUGGCUAUCUUUCUUCUCGACAAGGAGAAUUCAACUUCUCGCGUGGAAGGUUCAAACUUCUUCUACAACAAGAUGGCAAUCUUGUACUCAACCUUGUAAAUUUGUCUAACAACAAUAGUUAUAAGCCUUACUAUGACACACAAACUGCAGAUAGUAAGAAUCAAACAAAUGUUGGCAUGCAAUUGAUAUUUGACAAAUCAGGCUACUUAUACGUACUAAAAAAAUCUGGGGAGAAGUUUAAAAUAUCUGAGCCAGAUGAGAAGGUCUCAAUUGAUGAUUUCUAUUAUAAAGCAACAAUAAAUUAUGAUGGAGUUUUUGCCAUAUCAAGUUACCCAAAAGAUCCAAGCAUUGGAACAAGAUGGGUCACUAGAAAAGCUAUGCCAGAAAAUAUUUGUUUGACUUCUAUAUCCCCAAGUGGUGAUGGUGUUUGUGGGUUGAAUAGUAUUUGCACCCUCAAUGAUGACCAAAGGCCAAUAUGUAACUGCCCAGAGGGAUAUUCUCUUAAGCAUUCAGAUAACAUGUAUGGUGACUGCAGCCCAAAUUUUCAAAACACUUGUCAAGCUGAUGGACCUCAGAGGUCGUAUGAUGAUCUAUACAUAAUGAAGGAAUUACCAAACAUUGAUUGGCCUAAAUCUGAUUAUGAAACACUAAGACCUUCUAGUCUACAAGAUUGCAUGAAGUCUUGUUUGCAAGAUUGUUUGUGUGUUUUGGUUACUUUUGAAGGAAGUUCUUGUUGGAAGAAGAAGCUGCCACUCAAGAAUGGGAGAAAAGAUGAGGGAGUAAAUGGAACUUCUAUCAUGAAGUUGAUGAAAAAUAAUGAAACUUCCCCCUCUUCCCCAAAAGAUCACAAUACAAUCACCUCUUACCCAAAAGAUCACAAUACAUUGAUCAUUGUGAUAUCGGUUCUUAUGGGUGGCUCUGUUUUGGUCAUUAUAAUGUUGGUUGGUUCAAUAUGUUUCUGUUUCUCAUGCAAACCCAAGGAGAUCAAAACAAGGAGCACCAACACAAUUGCUGUUGAUAGAAAUUUGCGCAAUUUCACCUUCGAAGAACUUGUGGAAGCAACAAGCAACUUCACAGAAGAAUUGGGAAGGGGAUCUUUCAGCAUUGUCUACAAAGGAACUAUAGACAUUGCUAGUGUGGCUGUCAAGAAAUUAAAUAAGUUGUUCCAAGAAAUUGAUGAGGACUUCCAAACUGAAGUGAAUGUGAUAGGCCAAACACAUCACAGGAACCUAGUUCGUUUACUUGGAUAUUGCAAUGAAGGACAACAUCGGAUUCUGGUAUAUGAAUUUAUGAGCAAUGGAACUUUAGCAAGCUUCCUUUUCACUCCUUUGAAACCAGGUUGGAAUCAACGAUUCCAAAUUGCCCUUGGGAUUGCAAGAGGUCUUAUUUACUUGCAUGAGGAAUGUUGCACCCAGAUUAUCCAUUGUGACAUCAAGCCACAAAAUAUACUUCUAGAUGAUCAAUACAAUGCCAGAAUUUCUGAUUUUGGGUUAGCAAAGCUAUUGUUGAUUAGUGAAAGUCACACUGAAACAAGAAUUAGAGGAACAAAAGGGUAUGUUGCACCUGAUUGGUUUAGGAGUGUACCAAUCACUGCUAAGGUUGACACUUAUAGUUUUGGUGUACUGUUACUGGAGAUCAUUUGCUGUAGAAAAAAUGUAGAAAAGGAGCUUCUUAGUGAAGAAAAAGGGAUUUUAACUGAUUGGGCAUAUGAUUGCUACAAGACUAAAACACUAGAUGCUCUUUUUGAGAAUGAUCGUGAGUUUAUCAAUAACAUGGAGAGCUUUGAAAAGCUUGUCAUGAUUGCUUUUUGGUGCACACAAGAAAAUCCUUCCGUUAGGCCAAACAUGAAGAAGGUUUUGCUGAUGCUAGAAGGAAUUGUUGAAGUUCCAAUGCCCCCAAAUCCCUGCCUUCAUGGUUCUGACUAUUAAUAGCAAUUUAAAAUAUAUAUUUUCCUUUGUAUGUGGUUUUGGCACUGCCUUUCGUUUUCUUUUCCCUGACUAUAGUUACUUAUUUAGUUGUUCAUUUAAAUUUGUUCAUGCCAUUUAAAAAUGAAGUGCAGUUAUUCACCAUGAGAAGUGGAUUACAUUAUUGUUAUGAUAUUUAUACAACAAUUUGAAAUUAUACUUAGAUUUUGCAUG
Molecule: messenger RNA, 5361 nt
Organism: Abrus precatorius (Indian licorice)
Lineage: Eukaryota; Viridiplantae; Streptophyta; Magnoliopsida; Fabales; Fabaceae
Exons: 5
Coding region: 1-5151 (1716 amino acids)
Biological process (GO): protein phosphorylation
Molecular function (GO): protein kinase activity; ATP binding
Source: RefSeq, a predicted model, not a curated record